AUGGUGGCUUUGACGGCAGAGAAGCAAGAUCGUAAUGUACUGUCGAGAAUCGCCUCCGGUGACGGUCACGGCGAGAAUUCGUCUUACUUCGAUGGAUGGAAAGCGUAUGAAGAAAACCCAUUUCACCCAGUUGAAAGACCCGACGGAGUUAUUCAGAUGGGUCUCGCUGAAAAUCAGCUUUGUGGAGAUUUGAUGCGUAAAUGGGUUUUAGAACAUCCAGAAGGUUCGAUUUGUACAGCAGAAGGUGUGAAUCAGUUCAGCGACAUUGCGAUUUUCCAGGACUAUCAUGGCUUGCCCGAAUUCAGACAAGCUGUAGCGAAAUUUAUGGAGAAGACAAGAGAUAACAAAGUUAAGUUUGAUCCUGACCGGAUAGUCAUGAGCGGCGGCGCAACCGGAGCACACGAGACGGUUGCUUUCUGUUUAGCCAAUCCCGGCGACGGUUUCUUAGUCCCGACUCCUUAUUAUCCAGGGUUUGAUAGAGAUUUGAGAUGGAGAACCGGAGUGAAUCUUGUACCGGUUACUUGUCAUAGCUCUAACGGGUUUAAGAUCACGGUGGAAGCCUUGGAAGCUGCGUACGAAAACGCGCGUGAAUCGAAUAUUCCGGUUAAGGGUUUACUCAUAACUAAUCCUUCGAACCCGCUCGGUACGACGUUAGACCGGGAUUGCUUGAAGUCUCUGGUUAAUUUUACCAAUGACAAAGGGAUCCACCUCAUUGCUGAUGAGAUCUAUGCUGCAACUACUUUUGGUCUAUCCGAUUUUACUAGCGUUGCUGAAGUAAUCGAGGAGAUUCCUGAUUGCAACCGCGAUUUGAUCCAUAUUGUGUAUAGUCUAUCGAAAGAUAUGGGUUUACCCGGUUUAAGAGUCGGUAUAAUAUAUUCUUACAAUAACCGGGUGGUUAACAUCGCAAGGAAAAUGUCGAGUUUCGGUCUGGUCUCGUCCCAAACGCAGCAUUUGAUCGCCAAAAUGUUAUCCGACGAAGGCUUUGUAGACGAGUUCCUCCGCGAGAGCAAACUACGGUUAGCUGCAAGACACGCAGAGUUAACCACCGGUUUAGACGGUUUAGGCAUUGGUUGGUUAAAGGCCAAAGCCGGUUUGUUUCUAUGGAUGGAUUUAAGAAGUCUCUUGAAGACAGCUACAUUCGACUCGGAGACGGAGCUAUGGCGUGUGAUCGUCCACAAGGUGAAGCUGAACGUUUCUCCAGGUGGUUCGUUCCAUUGCCACGAACCGGGAUGGUUUAGAGUGUGUUUUGCGAACAUGGACCACAAGACGAUGGAGACGGCUCUUGAGAGGAUCAGAGUGUUCACUAGACAACUCGAGGAGGAGAGUUUGAACCGGACUAAACCGAUGGCUGCGACAAGUAUGAUGGCUAAGAAGAAGAAGAAGUGUUGGCAGAGUAGUCUCCGGUUAAGCUUUAACGACACGAGACGGUUCGAAGAUGGCUUCUUCUCGCCUCAUUCGCCGGUGCCGCCUUCUCCGCUCGUACGUGCACAGACUUGA
Messenger RNA from Thlaspi arvense, 1497 nucleotides. The record is from the annotation of a GenBank genome assembly. NCBI's taxonomy places the organism in Eukaryota, Viridiplantae, Streptophyta, Magnoliopsida, Brassicales, Brassicaceae.